Clonostachys rhizophaga is the source of this 1392-nucleotide messenger RNA. NCBI's taxonomy places the organism in Eukaryota, Fungi, Ascomycota, Sordariomycetes, Hypocreales, Bionectriaceae. The record is from the annotation of a GenBank genome assembly.
AUGGUCCUAAGCGUCCGAAAAGCCCUCAGGGCCAUCGCGCUGCCUCCUGUCCCAGCCGCGGCGACGCAGCAACAACGACACUAUCUCAUCCCCAGAUCCUUCAAAGACGCUACUGUCCCCAGCUCACCCCAGCCGAAGAGCGGGAUCCCCACAGUAGACAGCAUAAGACGCGGGGAUGCUAGUCUGGGCCAAGCACGGGGAUUCGCUACCAACCAACCCAAGGACCCAAAGAACCUCCCUCUCGAUGGCAUCACGGUCGUGAGCCUGGAGCAAGCCAUCGCCGGCCCCUUCUGUACUCGUCAGCUCGCCGAUCUUGGCGCUCGUGUCAUCAAGGUAGAGCGGCCCGGCGAUGGCGAUUUCGCGCGCAAAUAUGAUACUAGCGUCGCGGGGAUGGCUUCCCAUUUCAUCUGGACGAACCGGUCCAAGGAGAGUCUAGCUCUCGAUCUCAAGAAGCCAAAGUCGCUCGAAGUACUUAAGAGACUUCUCGCUAAGGCUGAUGUCCUCGUGCAGAAUCUUGUACCGGGCGCUUCAGAAAGGCUAGGCUUAUCCUUCGACAAGCUACGCAAGAAGAACCCGGGGCUCAUCGUGUGCAACAUCUCCGGGUACGGCCCAGACGGCCCUUAUAGCGAUAAGAAGGCCUACGAUCUGCUGGUCCAGAGCGAAGCAGGCUUGCUCUCGGUGACAGGGAGCGAGUCGGAGCCCGCAAAGGUAGGGAUAUCGAUUGCGGACAUUGCUUCUGCCAUGUACGCGCACCAGAACAUUCUUGCCGCUUUGCUCCGGCGUGGCAAGACGGGCGAGGGUGCUUCGAUCGAUGUCUCCAUGCUGGAGAGCAUGGCUGAGUGGAUGUCGUUCCCGAUGUAUUACUCGUACGGCGGCACAGAUGGUCCCAGCCGGACUGGAGCAUCUCAUGCGACCGUGUAUCCCUACGGACCCUUCCCAACUGGGAGCGGAGACUGUAUCAUCCUUGGUGUUCAGAACGAGCGCGAGUGGAAGCUGUUCUGCGAGCACGUUAUCGGAGACGCUGAACUGAGCUACGACAGACGAUUCACGAGCAACUCGCUUCGAGUAGAGAAUCGUGACGCGCUAAGAGAUAUCAUUUGUUCUAUCUUUCUCAAGUACCGUGUGGAUGAAGUGCUCGCUCUUCUUGACAAAGCGCGAAUUGCGAACGGCAGGAUGAACAAGGCAGAAGAGCUCUGGGACCACCCGCAGUUGAAGGCAAGGGGAAGGUGGACAGAGGUAGAUACCCCAAUUGGGCCUGUUCCAGCCCUGCUGCCACCCGGCGUGGCGAGCGAGGAAGAAGUCAAGAUGGAGGCUGUGCCGUCAGUUGGUGAUCAUAAUGCCAGUAUUUUAGCUGAACUCGGACUUACGGAAGCAGACCUCUUGGAAGACUAG